AUGCUCAGCGACCCGGCGGCGGCCGCGGCCGCGGCCGAGAGGGACAGGGCGCGGGUGCACGAGUGCGCCGUCUGCGGCCUCGAGUUCUCCAUGGGCCAGGCGCUCGGCGGCCACAUGCGCUUCCACAGGGGCGAGGCGCCGCCACCAGCCGCGCACGACGACCCCACGGCGCAGACGGACCGGGACAUGCCGGACCUCAACUUGCGGCCGUUGGACGACGGCAACGGCAGCGGCAGCGGCGAUGGCCAAGGUCCACUGAUGCCGGCAAAUUCAAUAGGCCAAAUUCACAAAUAG
Messenger RNA from Miscanthus lutarioriparius, 294 nucleotides. The record is from the annotation of a GenBank genome assembly. NCBI's taxonomy places the organism in Eukaryota, Viridiplantae, Streptophyta, Magnoliopsida, Poales, Poaceae.